AUGGCAAGUGAUAUGGGUGAAGACGCAACUAAGCGUCAUGAUCGAAGGGUUAGCCUGUCUGUUAUGGCAGAGGCUCUGCUGCACCCCAAGCUUGAUAUACCCUACUUUUCACACGAACCUCUGGAUCCGCUCCUUUAUCCUGGUGACCUCAGCAAGCCUGUGGAAGGUGCACCUGAAAACCUGCAACUCGAAGAGAUCCUACAACAACAGCGUCAAGAAGACCCAGCUGAGCUCAGCUCUGGAUCGGACGAUACGGAGACACUCGAGCAGAACAUCAAUAUCUCUCUAGGCCGACUCGUCCCAGAACAGACUUGUUGGAAGCACAAAGCGGCUAUCGAAGAAGAAGAAGAAGAAGAAGAGGACGACGUCAGUGAGAAGAUUCCUGCGAAAAAGAUCAAGCUCGAGGGUGGACUACCAGUCGUUGCCAAAAAGAUUUCUGCUUUCGACGACAUGGACUCCGACGAUCAGCUUCUGUAUAACCUCAAACUUGCCAAAUGGCCGUACUGGCUACAGCAAAAAGACCAUCGGAACUCGAUUCACGCGCAUGAAGCGCUUUUUCUCCAAGGAUCUGGACCGCCGCCUCGAGACGGCGAGACUGACUGGCACGCCGACGACGACGUUGCCCUUCUGAAAUCCGUCGACGAAACGGAGGCGGAGAUCGAAAAAAAAGAAAAGGAGUUGGACAAGUCCAGGUGGGAUCGUGUCGCGGAGCGCAUCCGCAAACACAUCCCAGUCGCCAUGUACUCCGGAGACGCCUGCAAGAGCCGGUACGAGGCUCUGAACGACGGGACGGCGACCAAGCCGCUGGAGCUUCGCGAGAAGCUCGACGAGAAGACGCUGGCGAAUUUCGCAAGCGUCGGGAGCAGCUUGCUCGCAUCCGUGAGUUUGAGCGUGGGAAAAAGCCUGAGUGAGCACUUUUUAUCGGUGAUGAGAGACGGCCGUCCAUGGCCAUUUACGGUUCGUACAUGUACACGGUACAGUAUGAACCUAGCUACAGGGAAAUGCCAUUCACUUGCUAUCGAUCGUUUCUCCCACUGGCUGCCUUGCGUGCCAUGCUUUGCUAGCGCUUCGGGAGCUUGUCGGCUGGGCCACCACGCAGGGGAAUCAUCCACUCAAGCCCAGCAUCACCGUCGUACAUUCAACAGCCAUCUGCACGAGCAGGGCCCCGGCACAUCACCGGCAUAUCAGCCGCCAAUUGCGUCGCUCUCCUGCCUCUCUCGACCUGACUAUCAUCCUUGCAUCGCCACAAAUCCCCAGAGUCAGACUGCUGCAGCCUGGCUGGCUGGGAUCAUGUGA
This is a messenger RNA of Rasamsonia emersonii CBS 393.64, 1296 nucleotides long. RefSeq lists its product as uncharacterized. The record is from RefSeq and is a predicted model, not a curated record. The transcript is spliced from 6 exons. The coding region runs from base 1 to 1296 and encodes 431 amino acids. NCBI's taxonomy places the organism in Eukaryota, Fungi, Ascomycota, Eurotiomycetes, Eurotiales, Trichocomaceae.